AUGACUCUAUGUGACUUGCAUGAGUACUUCUCUAAAUUCGGCCUAAUCAUAAAAAUUAAAAUACCCAAGGACAAAAUGGGUCCGAAGGCCAUUCGCUGUGGAUUUAUCACCUUCCUUGAAACGGACUCAGUGAGGAGGGUGCUUGUAAACCAACCCCACCGGCUAGGUGGAAACCGGCUUAUCAUUAGCAUGGCAAGAGACCAUGACAAAAGAAAGAAAAGUACUGCAGGUCCCUGCAUCUCGGAAUCCAACCAGGAAGGUGACGACGAUUCCUGCAGUGAACAUGAAAUGGCUGGUGAAAACGCCCCUCCCCAGUUAACUAUACGCGUCACAAUUCACAACUCGAAAAUCAGUGAAUCCGACCUUAAAGCCUACUUCUGCCAAUUUGGUAAUGUCGAGAAGGCAACAAUAACAGAGCAUUUGGCCACCGGCGGGACCCGCAAGUUGGGAUUCAUCACAUUUUCUGACAAUAGCGCCUUCGAGCGAGGUGUACUGCAAGCAUUCCACUUCCUCAAGGGUGUUCCACUGCACGUUCAGUUGGGUUUCCAACCUGCCAUCGUUGUUGUCUUCUUUUGGCUUGCGGCGAAUAAGCUUCGGGUUGGGAAACAAUCGGAGUUGGACCUGAGUCCAUACAAAAUAUUCGUUGGCGACCUGCCCGAAUCAACACAGGACUACGAUUUAUAUGAACAUUUUUCUCAAUUUGGCAUAAUUACUGAAGCCUUUCUCCUAAAGGGCACGGAAUGGCAUGCUCCUCGCCGGUGUGGUUUUAUCCUGUUCCGCGACACGGAUGCGGCGAAGAAGGCCCUUGAAACUCAGCCCCACCUAUUAAAUGGCACACAGAUCUUCGUUUCGCUGGCAAGACACACGAGCAUGGCUGAGUCUUGGUAA
This is a messenger RNA of Dibothriocephalus latus, 888 nucleotides long. NCBI's taxonomy places the organism in Eukaryota, Metazoa, Platyhelminthes, Cestoda, Diphyllobothriidea, Diphyllobothriidae. The record is from the annotation of a GenBank genome assembly.